Molecule: messenger RNA, 353 nt
Organism: Trichobilharzia szidati
Lineage: Eukaryota; Metazoa; Platyhelminthes; Trematoda; Strigeidida; Schistosomatidae
Source: the annotation of a GenBank genome assembly
GCGGUCGAAUCCAGAAAUAACCAGCUUCAUGAGAGACAUGGGAUUCGGUGAGGAUUAUUACCAAUUACAUAAAUAUUAUCUGGCGAAAGUUAUUGAGAUUGUUAAGAAGAUGACGACAUCCUCUAAAUUACCGAUCACUCCUAUUGCCUACCAGGAGAGUUAUGCUGAAGAAUGUGAAAUUGACCAUGGAACAAUCAUUCAUGUCUGGAAAACUGUAGAUUGGCAAAAAUACGUCUACGAAGCCACUCUAGACGGAUAUAAUGUUAUAGUUUCUGGUACAUGGAAUCUCAAUGACAUACAAAAUGAUCUUGAUUGGAUGAGAUAUUACGCACAGAAUAUCAGAGAUUUCGGAG